ACGUCGAAGCCAUUAUUCUCAGGGAGCUAUUGUCAUAAGACAAAUGUGCGAAAGAAUGGUUGGGUUUUUUCCUGUGUUUGGUCGCGACCCUUCUGUUCCCCGAAGCGAUCUGAAGCGCUGGGGGCCUUUACGCGAACUUCUAGUUCUUCCGCCUUAGCCGCGGAGACUUCCGCUUCCUGGAUUCCGCCCUCAGUCUGGGCUCUGGCUUCUGCUGUUCAAUAUUAGAUCCUCACUCGGGCACCUCUCAAGAUUUCCUGCUGUUGUCCUGUGUCAUGGAUCCUGCAGUUCUUCAGGACAGCCCCCCUUCCUGUGUUCCAGCAGUUCAUAGGUUGAGAGCCUGUCUGAUUAUAAGUCAAGAAGAAAUGUCAAGAAACAAAGUUCAGUGUUCUUCUCUCUAAGUAAGAGAGACAGCCUUUGAAGACCCCUUUGUGGCAGUUGUCAGCUUAGGAAAGCAGUGCUUCUUCAAGUGCUCCCACAUUCAGCUAAGCUACCUGUGCCCCAUAAAUGGCUACCAUCAGUAUAUCUCCCAAGUUUGCUAUGUCCUCUCUGGGCUCUGCAGAUCACCAGGAAUCAGAAUUUCUUCUUCCAUCAAAAUAUUCCUGUCAGCAGAAUUUGGGUUGGUUUGCUUGCCAUGCUCCAGAGCCUGAUAUACCAAGUCACAUUUCUUCUCAGGAGUCUGUGACAUUUCAAGAUAUUGCUGUGGAUUUUACUGAGAAAGAGUGGCCCCUGCUAGAUUCUUCCCAGCGAAAACUCUAUAGAGAUGUAAUGCUGGAGAAUUAUAGCAAUCUAAGUUCACUGGGUUAUCAGGUUGGCAAACCCCGCCUCAUCUCACACCUAGAGCAAGAAGAAGAUCUGAGAAUGGAGGACAGAGGUAUUCAGCAGGGUCCUACUCCAGAUUGGGGAACUACAUCUAAAAUCAAAUGGUCUAUUCUUAUGGAAGAUAUUCUUGGGAAGGAAGCAUCUGAUGAUAUAAGAUUGGAAACAUCUCAUCUUUUAGAGACAUCUUCUGAAUUCACCCAUUUGUUUGAAGUCAUUGGUAUUGGCCCUCACCUUACUCAGACAGUAGGAAGCCCCACAAGCCAGAGAAUCUAUCAGCACCACAGCUGUGGAGCUUCUUUUCAGAAAAGGAUUCACCUGACUCAGCACAUGAACAUGAAGGAUGGGAGAAAACUGCAUGAAUGUCACCAGUGCCAGAAAUCCUUCACCACCAGUGCUUCUCUUACAAGGCACCAUAGAAUUCACACUGGGGAGAAGCCUUAUGAGUGCAGCAGCUGUGGAAAAGCCUUCAAUGAUCCCUCAGCUCUAAGGAGCCACACAAGAGUUCACCUGAAAGAAAAGCCUUUUAACUGUAGUCAGUGUAGUAAUGCCUUCAGGACCCUCUCUGCUCUGAAGAUACACAUGCGAGUUCACACUGGUGAAAGACCCUACAAGUGUGAUGAGUGUGGCAAAGCCUAUGGCAGGAGCUGCCAUCUCAUUGCCCACAAGCGAACACAUACUGGAGAGAGGCCCUAUGAGUGCCAGGACUGUGGAAAAGCCUUCCAGCACCCCUCCCACCUGAAGGAACAUGUUCGAAACCAUACUGGGGAAAAGCCUUAUGAGUGUACACAGUGUGGCAAAGCCUUCCGAUGGAAGUCCAACUUCAAUUUACAUAGGAAGAACCACAUGAUGGAAAAAUCCUAUGAGUGCAAAGAAUGUGGGAAAUCCUUCAGUGACCUCCUAUCAAGAAGGAAACACAUGAAAAUUCAUAUUGUAAAGAAACCUGUUGAGUGUCCUCAAUGUGGGAAAACCUUUCGAAACCAGUCCAUCCUGAAAACACACAUGAACUCUCACACUGGUGAGAAACCUUAUGGCUGUGAUUUCUGUGGCAAAGCCUUCAGUGCUAGUUCCAACCUCACUGCACACAGGAAGAUUCACACUCAAGAGAGACGCUAUGAAUGUACUUCUUGUGGGAAGGUCUUUGGUGAUUACCUGUCACGAAGGAGGCAUAUGAGCAUCCAUCUUGUCAAGAAGCGGGUGGAUUGUAGACAGUGCGGAAAAACCUUCAGAAACCAAUCCACUCUGAAGACGCACAUGAGAAGCCACACAGGUGAGAAGCCAUUUGAGUGUGACCAGUGUGGAAAAGCUUUCAGCAUAGGGUCUAACCUUAAUGUACAUCGGAGGAUCCAUACCGGGGAAAAGCCUUAUGAAUGUCUUAUUUGUGGAAAAGCCUUCAGUGACCACUCAUCCCUUAGGAGUCAUGUGAAAACCCACCGGGGGAGAAGCUCUUUACACCAUCUUUGUGGGAAAGGUUUCAGUGAAUACUCAGAUGCAGAGGAAACCUGGCAAACAUAAGUAAUCCCAAAUCUUCCAUGACCUUUCCACAUAGUGAAUGCAAAGGAUCACAUGGAACUUAAGAGAAAUCCAGUUUGUAGAAAGAUUGAGAAGACCUAAAUUGUUAUUCAGCAAUUGGGACUCUAUGAGAAUCUCAGGAUUGGGAAAAAUUUGAAUUGAGUAGCAAACUUUCAACAUGCAUCAUGCUCUCUAGCACACAAGAAUUUAGGAAGAAAGUCUUCAGCCUGGACAUUUAGUGUUAAAGGCAGCCACACUUUGUGAGCACACCAGAAUGAAUCCCAUCAAUACAGUGAUUAGGGAAAUCUUUCCUCAUCUCACAUUUCUUCCUCCUGAGAAAAAGCAGGGUUUAAAAAAAAAACAAAAAACUCAAAAGUAAGAAACAUGGAAAAGUGCAUUAAAAAGUGGAGAGCAAAUUGACCAGCUAUUUAUUGUUUUUGGUUGACUCACAAGCCAAGAUGCUUCUUCUUUUAAAAAGAAAAAUCUGGCAGAGGCAGUACUUGGCACUCAAAUUCUGGUACACAUGAUGUUUAUAAACAUAUUCUUUUAAAGCUUUGGUCAGUAGCAUUGGCUCUCAACCUGGAUCAGUUUUGCUCUCCUGGGUAUUUGUCAGUGUCUGGGAAGAUUUUGGUUUUGAGAAUGGAGAGAGAUGUGCUACUGACAUAGAAAGAUGACAUCACAGAUGCUAUCAAAGAGCCUAUGAUAUACAGAAAUCUUUUAUAUCAAGGAAUUAUGUGUACUAGUAUAAAAGUACUGAGUUUGAGAAUAAUCUUAUUCAUUCCUUGGUUGUUGUGAUUCCUGUGAACACUCACAGAGAAAUUUUUACAGCUUUCUAAAAGAAAAACUGCAAUUCAGUUCUCUCUGAAAAUGUAUGAAAAUUUACACUGCUGAUAACUCUAUGAAAAUGAUUUUAGCCACAGUCUCCUGGUAUAUAAAUGAGGGGUUGUAUUCACAAGUCUUUUUUGAUGACAACUUAUUCUAGCUCUUUAGUUUUCUUUGUCUUUUUUUUUUUUUUUUUUUUUUAGGGUUAUGGUUCUCUGAAUAACUCUUAGUCCUUAUCAUACACAAUUGAAUAUAGUAUUUUUUAUUAGAAAUUUAUAAAUUAUAUCUUUAUUUCACUUUAGUAACCUUAUCCUGACCAUAAUUCUUUGAUGUUAUGUACUGGGUAAUGUGGAUAUUUUUGAGUACCUGUGUCACAUGCAUUGUAGUCAAAGCAUGAAGCUUCCUUACAGAUCCUUCAAUUGGUUUUGGCUUUCUAGUCAAAAGAAUAACAAAGACCUAUAGGAUUUCCCAUAUCCAUUUAAACUCCUUCUAUAGCAGAAGAGUCAAGGUUUUAGCUGAUUAUCAAAUAGUGUCACUAUAAGAAAUCUUUUUCAGUUUUUCGUGAAACUUGUAUUUUCUACAUGUUAUGACUCUAGCCAUUGACUUGUAAACAGAGAUACAUGUGUGGUAUUCUGAGAAAAAUCUCUUGGAAAAAGGGUCUGAUUUCUGUUUUUUAAUUCAUUCUGUGGCCCUGAAGAUAAAACCCACAGUCUAAAGAGGACAGAAUAGAAAAGUCACAUCCAAAUCUGUAUUGUGGCUUCUGAAAGAAUUUACAUUGGUACUCAAUUUAUUAAAUAGACUUUCUGUUCCCUGAGAAAAUAAUCAUAUUGAUUACAAGUUUACAAUCAGAUGGGUAUUUUUUUCCCUGUUUACUUUAUUGCUUGGAAGUGAGUUUCUUCCCCUGUUGGAUUCUGUCCAAAACUGAUAGACCCCUUUCUCUGAAUAGUUAAUCACUGCUAUCUUUAUGUACAAGUUUAGUGUAUAUCCUACUGGAUACAGAUUUUUAAGUAUUUUAAAUUAAGUAUUCAUGUGACAUUUCAAGUUGAUGUGUUAUGCUUUUGACAGCUGUAUAUAGAUACACUCCAGGUUACUGCAGGAGUAUAUUCCAAUAAAGUACAUAAACCUGUCAUUAGUCAGAAACAAAGUAACAACCUCAGUACAUCCUAAUAUUUCUGGUAUGUUUGUGCAUGGGGAUGGAGGCCAGAAGAUAUCUGAUACUAUGUGCACAUGAAUCUACACUAUGCUUUUGGGUUCCGAAUACAAGCAGGUAUACAUAGUAACAUAAUGAUAAGUGCUCUGAGUUAAGGUACCAUAAAAUCUCUGCUAUGGGUAAUAGAUAUACCUGGUUGACUUGCCUCAUCAGGAAAAAUUGUUACACAAAAGAUCUCAGAAAAUAGCUGGAUUUCAGCUUCAUGGUCUUUAAAAAUACAUCAUGUAGGAAGAGAGCUUGUUAUGCCUGUUGAAUAAUGGUAUAUGUCUUUAUUUUGCUAUGGCAACACAAUUCCAGCUCUCUGUAGUUCUGCAUUUAUUUCCUUCUGUUGUUGCAGAGAUUAGAAAAGGUUUGCUUAACCAUGUCAAAAAAGGUGUCCUUGCUGUUUUUAAAAGUACCUGAAUCUAUAAUUCCUUUACCUUUUUCCCAGUGCUAGAGAUAGAGCUCAGGGUUGUGGGCAUACGGAGUAAGCACUGUACCCUCAAGUGACAGCCUAGCCCAGACCUUCAUUCAUAAGUGUUUGCACUGUGUUUUACUUUGGUAUCUUAAAUCAUACCUUUUUUUUUACCCCCUCCACCACCACCGCCACUGCCACCAAAACAAACAAAAAACAGCCUUAAGUUUAAGCAGUGUAUAUGGUCUUUCAGUUUUGUAACACCAACUGUCUUGAUUUAAGAAUAAAAGCCAAUUUUAAAAUGAA
Messenger RNA from Apodemus sylvaticus (European woodmouse), 5060 nucleotides. RefSeq names its product zinc finger protein 317 (gene Znf317). Gene Ontology annotation, biological process: regulation of DNA-templated transcription. The transcript has 8 exons. The coding region runs from base 505 to 2331 and encodes 608 amino acids. NCBI's taxonomy places the organism in Eukaryota, Metazoa, Chordata, Mammalia, Rodentia, Muridae. The record is from RefSeq and is a predicted model, not a curated record.